AUGAAAGCCACCAUGCUCUUCCUGCUCCUGGCCGCAGCCAUGUGCUGCUGCCCUGGCAACGCAGCACCUGAAGAUCCUUCCGGCAUCUGGGAGAAGCCGUCGUGUGCCAAGUACUUUCCGGAAAGCGGCUGCCCCCGGAUCCUGGAUCCCGUUUGUGGCACUGACCUCCAGGUGUACCCCAACGAGUGCGUGCUGUGUGCCGAGAACCGGAAGAGAAACACCGACGUGCAGAUCAAGAACCGCGGGUUUUGCUGAAAAGCGCCUGUGCG
This is a messenger RNA of Alligator sinensis (Chinese alligator), 269 nucleotides long. RefSeq names its product trypsin inhibitor ClTI-1-like. Bases 1 to 255 code for a protein of 84 amino acids. NCBI's taxonomy places the organism in Eukaryota, Metazoa, Chordata, Crocodylia, Alligatoridae. The transcript is spliced from 4 exons. Gene Ontology annotation, molecular function: protein binding. The record is from RefSeq and is a predicted model, not a curated record.